Anisakis simplex (herring worm) is the source of this 282-nucleotide messenger RNA. The record is from the annotation of a GenBank genome assembly. NCBI's taxonomy places the organism in Eukaryota, Metazoa, Nematoda, Chromadorea, Rhabditida, Anisakidae.
AUGAGUAUAUCAAUACUGAUUUAUCGUCAUGUACCACAAUUUCCACAUCGUAUAAUUCGAAGUCGUAUGGAUUGUCGAGCGCAUGAGCGAUACGUUCGAUGUGGACCCGAACAACACUGUGAUAUGUCUUGUGCAAACCUUUUCAGUCCUCCGCAUUGCUUCAAUCCGCACCAAAAUCAUCCGAAAUGCUUUCAUCCACGAUGCGUUUGUGUGAGUGGUUAUGUUCGUGACAAGAACGGAUUUUGCAUCAGACAAUGGAAAUGUUCUGGCAGGUUCGAAUGA